Gadus macrocephalus (Pacific cod) is the source of this 1545-nucleotide messenger RNA. It is a transcript of the gene gpn2, whose product is annotated as GPN-loop GTPase 2. Gene Ontology annotation, cellular component: cytoplasm. The transcript is spliced from 6 exons. Gene Ontology annotation, molecular function: GTPase activity. NCBI's taxonomy places the organism in Eukaryota, Metazoa, Chordata, Actinopteri, Gadiformes, Gadidae. The record is from RefSeq and is a predicted model, not a curated record. The coding region runs from base 192 to 1133 and encodes 313 amino acids.
CUCAUCGUUGUUUACGCGGUUGGUUAACAAAACGUGCAUGCACAAUAUAAGCGAACAUGUGAGUAAAGGAUUAUUAACGCAACCGAUUUAAUUGUUAUAUUACUGCUAGUCGGGAUCCUUUGUUACCGUGUAUCUCCAAGCAGCCCACGAGAUGUGAAGCUGAGUCCAUAUAGUGGACUGCCAUAGUAACAAUGGCCAGCCCAGCAUCACCACCACCAUCAUUGCGCUUCGGCCAGGUGGUCAUUGGACCCCCAGGGUCGGGUAAAACCACUUACUGCUUAGGUAUGCAGGAGUUCAUGGGCCAACUAGGACGAAAGGUGGUCGUGGUGAACAUGGACCCGGCCAACGAUGGGCUUCCCUAUAAGUGUGCUGUGGACGUUUCGGAACUGGUUACCCUGGACGACGUGAUGGACAGUCUGAAGCUUGGGCCUAACGGGGGUCUCCUGUAUUGUAUGGAGUAUCUUGAAGCUAACCUUGACUGGCUCGAAAAUAAACUGAAUCAGUACAGUGACUAUUACUUCUUGUUUGACUGCCCUGGGCAAGUUGAGCUUUACACUCACCAAAGUUCUCUCAAAAAUAUAUUCUCGCAGCUUUCCAAAUGGAAUUUCAGGCUGGCUUCAGUCCAUCUUGUGGAUUCCCACUACUGUGCCGACCCGGCUAAAUUCAUCUCUGUGCUCUGCACGUCUCUUGCCAGCAUGCUGCAUGUGGAGCUUCCACACGUCAAUGUCCUGUCCAAGAUGGAUCUCAUUGAGCAGUAUGGAAAACUAGCUUUCAACUUGGACUUCUACACAGAAGUCAUGGACCUCCACUAUCUCCUAGACCAUCUUGCAUCAGACCCCUUUUUUAAGAAAUUCCACCAACUAAACCUAAAACUGGCUGAAGUUGUAGAAGAUUACGGCCUUGUCUCCUUUGUUCCUCUCAAUGUGCAGGACAAGCAAAGCAUGACUUCGGUCUUGCGGACGGUGGACAAAGCCAACGGCUAUUGCUUUGGAGACCUGGAGGAAAGGAAUCUGCAGGCCAUGAUGUCUGCCGCCGUGGGGGCCGACUUCCAGUUCGACUCAGCUCUUGGAGUGCAAGAGAGGUAUGUCAAAACCCGGGAAGCCACCGUGGAGGAGGAAAUGAUGGACCUGUGAGUAGCGUGGCAGGAAUGCAGGAGCAGAAGUGGUCGACGUUUGAGCGCCGGCGAAGGCGGGGCACCUCAUCUCGUUUGGCCUGAAUCUCAAGGCCUCAGCACUGAAGCGUCUUGAGUGCAGGAACCGAAUCGAAGCAACGCAGAGCCUUCAGAGCCACACCUUCAGCACAGAGAACAGCCGAAGACUUUGGAAAGGCAAAAGGUGUGUGUGUGUGUGUGUGUGUGUGUGUGUGUGUGUGUGAGAUAGACAGACUGUAUAUUACGUCACACAUAAUGGCAUCAAAAGGUCCCUCUGCCUAUUUCUGUUAUAUUAAAAAGGAAUACCUUGAACAGGUUUUCUUUCAGAUGUGUAAUAAAUAAUGAUUUGAUAAUUUCUACAAAUUGUUUGUUUGAAAAAUAAAAGUAGUCCCAGA